CUGAAUGUGUCCACCAGUCCGACAUCAGCCGCAGAAACUGGCAUAGACGGAAGCGAUGGGAGCAGUCUCGUCGCCUCACCAGAUGGCACCGCGGACGACUAUAGUCGAUCCACACCGCUAACGAAUGGCACCGCUAGUCACUUGUACAGUCCCGAAGCGUGGCUGGACAGUGCCGGAAAACUGACAGCUUCACCAGCACAAUCACCGGCGCGACUCUACUGGUGUGAGUUGCGUGAUCGACAUUUGUGGGUCUACUCCGCCGCGGGGAUGGACUUACGUCGUACGGACAAUUUAACCAAAAUCUCCGAAUUGGAUAUAACGGUACGUGUCAAGUCUGCCCAACUUGAUUGA
Echinostoma caproni is the source of this 351-nucleotide messenger RNA. The record is from the annotation of a GenBank genome assembly. NCBI's taxonomy places the organism in Eukaryota, Metazoa, Platyhelminthes, Trematoda, Plagiorchiida, Echinostomatidae.